AAAAAACGACUUGUAGAGUUAACAAUAGAUGUUACCCCUGACUUGCGUUCUAUUGAAAAUGCCGAUAUCAUUAUUACAACACUUGAAAAGUGGGAUGGUAUAAGUCGUAUACCUAUACUAGAGAUUUUUUUAUCACGAAUGAAUUACAUCAGUUCUCAAAACGAAAAUAAAGUUCACAUUGUUGGGUUAUUAACAGCUUUAGCAAAUGCUCAGGAUUUAGCAGACUGGUUGUGUAUUGAUGAAGGUGAACUGUUCAAUUUUAGUCAUUCAGUACGUCCUGUUCCAUUAGACAUUAAUAUCAAAGGAUUUUCUGAAAGACACUAUUGUCCUC
Funneliformis geosporum is the source of this 331-nucleotide messenger RNA. Lineage: Eukaryota; Fungi; Glomeromycota; Glomeromycetes; Glomerales; Glomeraceae. The record is from the annotation of a GenBank genome assembly.